UAAUCAUUUUUGCUCAAUGUUGCAUUUGUGUUCGGUUAUCGUUGUUAGUACAGAGGAUAGUCGUAUGGCAUAGAAGACGUUUGUGAUUUAUGCAUGUGUAAACCCAGCUAGUAAAUGUAACUGAUAUUUCCAUUGAAAAUACAAAAUGAUGAAUAUAUCUCUACGUGCUACCGACAACAUAAAUGAUAAUGCGAGUACAAGUAUCCAGAAAGGAUUUGGAAAUGAUUCAACUCCAGAAGGAUUUAUUUUGCAACUCACGUAUAGAGAAACGACUUUCGAAAUAACAUUCACUUGUGUGAUUUUAACUAUUGCGUUCUUUGGGUGCAUUGGGAACCUUGCCACAAUAGGUAAAAUCGUAUACGAUCCGAAAUACCACAAACCGACAUUUGCUGUUAUCGGGCAGUUGGCUUUGGCAGAUUUUCUUUCAGUCACAGUUUUAACUUUUGACAAUAUGACAAACUUUUCGAAGUUUUUGCCAGAAUUUACAGUCUUCAGGGAUAUUUUUCAAUUAAGUUCAUUUUUUCACGUGUGUUUACUUUCCGCUGUAAGAUAUUUGAUCACCGUUCAUCCCCUACAAAGCAGACAACAUCUAACUGUAAAGUCGAUGUGUUUGUGUUCACUCACAAUAUGGAUUUCAAGCGGUGUUGUCAUAAUUGGUUUAAUAUAUACUGCCGAGGCAGUACCUAAGAUAUAUGUGUUGACGAUUUAUCUCAUCUUCAAUGUUUUAAUAUUGUUAAUAGUCUGUUCUGUAGUGGCCCUAUUGCAUGUUAAAAAGAUAAGAACAUUACAGAAUUCUUUGUCUGUAACAGAACAAUCACAAAGAAGAAUGAAUAUUGUUGUCACUGUGAUCAUUAGUAUAUUUGUAUUAUAUCAAUUGUUUAUUGUUGCAGGAAAAAUAAUAUUUACCUUUUCAGAUCAACUAAUUGGCUAUUACUUAAUAUAUGGAUUUGUUAUCAUUGGAAGUUUAAACUUUUCUUGCAACCCGUAUAUAUUAUUUCUUUCUCAAAUCAUAUAAGGUGUUGCAUGCGUUUAACGAUUUCAUAUUGUAUACAUUAAUGAAUAUCCAAUUUACUAUAUCCAUGGUCAUGUACCCUAUUGUAUGUUGUUAUUAUUCUUGAAUUGCAGCUAAUGUAUAUAGUCAUGUUGAAAAAAAAACUCAACAUAGAAACAUUAAAAUAGACAAGGUUUAAUAAAAAUUAGU
Messenger RNA from Magallana angulata, 1201 nucleotides. Its product is annotated as somatostatin receptor type 3-like. The transcript has a single exon. Gene Ontology annotation, biological process: G protein-coupled receptor signaling pathway. Gene Ontology annotation, molecular function: G protein-coupled receptor activity. Bases 146 to 1015 code for a protein of 289 amino acids. NCBI's taxonomy places the organism in Eukaryota, Metazoa, Mollusca, Bivalvia, Ostreida, Ostreidae. The record is from RefSeq and is a predicted model, not a curated record. Gene Ontology annotation, cellular component: membrane.